AUUAACACUACUUAUCAAUCGUUAAGAACGUUCGCAUAGAAACACAGCCUUUCCUUACAAUACUCAUAUGUUAGAUACAAAAUAGUCCUACAGUGAUGUCAAGAUUUCAAGAAAAAAUAGAUUUUCUACCUUACUUGUGACUUAAAUAAACUAUACAGAAAGUAAAUGCAUGUGCUAUCGUACUUGAUCAUGAAGCCAAAUCAUACAUUUCAUCUUUAUGACACUUUCAUAUACUCAUUAUAAAAAAAGGAAAACAUUCCUAAAGGGAGGCACGUCGACCACAAACGCGUAGGCGCUUGACACCACCGUCGGGAACGAUGAUCAUACGAAUGUGCGUCUUGGGAGUUGAAACAUUCUCAAGAUCCGAAAAGGCAUGUUCCAUAUGGGGACCGAGUUUAUGAGCAGGUAAAAUAACCUCCCAGGUACAAUCAGGACUAGGGACAUGGUCAGGAGAAUCUGUUGCUUCCAAGAUAACCUCCUUGGGAUAAUUUCCCUUGAAAUGAUUAGUAUCGACAAGAACAUCGUCAAUAUAGCCCUUGGUACCUAGCUUGACGAUGACCCAAUCAACAUGACCAGGCUCUCUGCUUCUAGCGGUUUCCCAACCAUCACCCAUGUUGAUACCACGGCCAGGCAAAAUGAGAUUAUCUUUUCGUCCAAAGUGUUGGUUACUGCAUUGAACCACUAGGCCGCCUAGAUACAUAUGUGCAAGAUCCAGACGAAUGUCCAGGUCGGCAGGGAACACGGGAAUCACGUUUCCGUACACACGAAAACGAGCUAUUCCUCCAUCCGGGUACAUUUGUAAACGUACAUGCGUGUAAGCUUCGCUUGUAGGAGUCUCUAAUUGAAAUAGAUGUCGCUGAGAAGGACCACAUGGCACUCGCGGAAGAAUUGGAGUCCAAAAUGCAUUGGCAUCGGGAAUUUUGUUGGGGGAAUAUGUAGCUUCAACACUUACAGCAGGUGCAUGGUUACCAACGAAAAAGGCGGUGUCAAUUUCGAUACCGCUAAUACGGCCACUAGAAGCUCCUACCUUGGCAAUUACCCAGUCGGAAGGUUCUGGAUUAUGUCUUCUCGUUUCCCAUCCAUCAUACCAAGCACCUGUGUCCACAUAAACACCUUCUCUUCGAAUAGGAGUAGACGAUGAAAUCAAAUUUUGUGCCGAGGCAAAAAAUUCAUCGCUACAUGCGAUAAUUUGACCACCUAAACUUCGAGAGAUUAAAUCAACACAAUUUUGAGAGAAAAAGGCAUCACCCACCUUGGGUGAAACUUGUACAGCAGAUACAGUAGACAUUGUAUAUACGCUUCCUAUGAAACUCUUUUUUAAUCGCCUUCGUACAGCUAUGUUGUAAGCUGUAGUUUGAGAAAUGAGAAUAAAUGGUAAGAAAGUUAUUAGCGAAAGAACAAAGACUUUUAGAAUAGCCUUGAUAAUGUAAUUACUUCCGGUGAGCGCUUUAUCUUCACACUUUUGCUUCUUUACAGAUCUUCAACGAGCACUUUUACUUUGAUAACACUUAUUUUUAAUUGACAAAAAUGGUAGACUUUUUUUUUAUUCCAAGAAGUCCUUGUUUCUGCAGAGGAAACUUCCAAUAUUCUGGUAAAGGAAGUCGUUUCAAUGAAUUAGUCUUGAAAGCAUAGCCUAUAUAUGACUCUUCAGUAGGGUAACCGAUAUGUCGGGAGACUCUCAAGAAUUGAGAAUUUCUUUUCAUAAUUCUUCAGCUAUCGUAGUUUUUUUUCCGAUGAAGUUUACAUAUCGUUCUAAUCACCUUCCUUUUAGAUGUUGGUUAUCGAAAGAAUAGAGAUGGUCGAAACAAUCUUCAACGAGAUCGAAGCACUAUUCUCAAGUCCGAGUGAUCUUAAAAUAGUUUAAUUACUAACGGAUAAGUAAGUUUUAACAUAUUUGUCAAAAAGAUUCAGCUUUUGUUGCUUCUUAAAAAGCAAGGAGAAUAUACUACGUUUCCUACAUUCACCUUUCUAUUUCUUUAAUUUUAAUUUCUCAUUUUUUAAUAUCAAAGAUGGUGCGCAUUCUUGUCAUAAAUCCUAAUUCUACAACGGAAAUGACCAACAAUGUAAAAAAGGUCUUGGAUUCCUGUACACCACAUGACGUUGAAUUACAGUACCUUAAUGGCCCUCCAAACGGACCCGCUUCAAUUGAAUCCGUGUACGAUGGAAUCAUGUCGGCAUCGCUCGUCAUGAAACAUCUCCAGCAGAAUCCACCUAAUUGCGAUGCCUUUUUAGUCGCUUGCUACUCAGACCAUCCCCUUGUAUCUGCAUUGCGUGAAGCGUAUAGAAAACCAUGUAUUGGCAUUAUGCAAGCUUCGAUUUUCGCAGCAUUGUCUCUCGGUCGUAAAGUAGCAAUUGUUACAACUACAAAACGUUAUGAGCCAUUACUUAAGUCUGGUGUCCGCGCUAUGGGUAUAUCUGACAGCGUUUUCGCUGGUGUAGUAUCUACAGGUUUGACUCCUUUGGAACUUGAAUCAAAACCACGCAGUGAGGUAGAUGCUCUUGUACAGGAAAGUUCUCGCAGAGCCAUUCGGGAUUUGGAUGCAGAUGUAAUCUGUCUUGGUUGUGCUGGAAUGGCUCACAUGGUACAGGUUGUUCAACAAGCAGUGGGUCAUGAUGUUCCUGUUGUAGAAGGAGCAAAGGCCGGUAUAGGAAUGUUAACUAGUCUUGUUCAAAUGUCUUUGUUUACUUCCAAAAUAGGUGCAUAUGAAGCCAUUCAAUUCUAAUUUAUAAUCUCCAGUAGAUGGUACAUUGUUGCUCUUUUUCAUUUGUACAACUUUAUAUAGAAUCUUAAAAAUAUAUUAGUUUUAGGAUACCUACAUAACCAAA
This is a messenger RNA of Schizosaccharomyces octosporus yFS286, 2826 nucleotides long. Its product is annotated as hydantoin racemase family protein. Lineage: Eukaryota; Fungi; Ascomycota; Schizosaccharomycetes; Schizosaccharomycetales; Schizosaccharomycetaceae. Bases 2010 to 2723 code for a protein of 237 amino acids. The transcript has a single exon. The record is from RefSeq and is a predicted model, not a curated record.